CACCUCCCUCUUGGCGUCCUCCCAUAUCUUCAGUCGCAGCAGCAGCCCCACCACCACUCCCACGCCGCCUGUGGCUAGAGCUGAGGGAACAGGAGAGAGAGAGAGAGAGAGAGAGGAGAGAGAGAGAGAGAGAGAGAGAGAGAGAGAGAGAGAGAGAGAGAGAGAGAUAGAGAGAGAGAGAGAGAGAGAGAGAGAGAGAGAGAGAGAGAGAGAGAGAGAGAGGAGAAACAAAAAGAUGGCAAUGAUUGCACUCUUCACUAAAGGAUUUUGAGGGGGCCUCAAAAGGUGCCGC
This is a messenger RNA of Closterium sp. NIES-67, 292 nucleotides long. The record is from the annotation of a GenBank genome assembly. Lineage: Eukaryota; Viridiplantae; Streptophyta; Zygnematophyceae; Desmidiales; Closteriaceae.